CUCGGGAACCUCAACCAAAGAGAGAACUAGAUGAAAAUAAGGCAAGACUUUAUUUCUGUGUCUGGACUAGCGGCUGUGAUGGUGUCAGAUUUAAGGAUGUUAUGAUGGCCCUACAGAAUGGAAUGGGACAUUGAUUUCUACAAGCAUUUUGCAUGGCUUAAAAAGGUCAACGUGCAGGGCUCAGACAACAGCGAGAGCUAUCAGGAGCGGCUGUCUCGUUUAGAAGGAGAUAAAGAUUCACUAGUUUUACAGGUGAGUGUAUUGACAGACCAGGUGGAGGCUCAGGGUGAGAAGAUUAGAGACCUGCAGAGUUCACUUAAGGAAUAUCAUCACCAGCUCAGCUGCACUGAAGAGACACUUCAACAGGAGCUUGGAAGCAAAAGUUCUCUGGAAACACAGAAGCUGGGUUUGACGGAGGAAGUGUCCUGUCUGAAAUUUAAGCUUUUGGACAUGGAGGACAAACAUGCUCAAAGCACUGAGAGGCAACAUAAAGCUGAGAGCGUAGUGAAUCUGAUUAGCGAGCUGCAGGAGCAGAUGUGUCGGAUUCGACUGGAGAUCUCCAAUAAGAUCCCAGAGAAGCCAGUGAAGAUGGACCCAAAGGAGAGUUGUGUCAGUGAGCCAGUACAGAACAGUCAGACUGAGACAAAGCCAGCGAAUCUGCUUCAAGAACUAAAAAUACUGAAGAAUCGAGUUGAGAAGUUGGAAGAGGAAAAGUCUCAGUAUGAACAGAAGCUUAAGGUGACACAGGCUGAGAUCACAAGUUUACAGCAACUUCUGAUCUGUAAAAAUGCUGAAAUUGAAAGUCUACAGGCUCAGCUGCUCUCCAGAGCUCCAGUGUCUGUGGAUAGUGCUGAGAGAGAGGAGAUUUACAAGAGGAGACUCAAUACUAAACACCAGGAACUACAGAGAGUUAAAACAGGAUUGCAAUCACUCAUUGCAGCCAAUGAUGAAAAGGACCGAAGAAUAGGAGAGUUAACUCUUCUCCUCAGCCAGUACAUGCAGAUAAAUGACAUCUUCACUUUAGUUCAAGUAUCUGGUGACAAAUCUGUUCCCAUCAGCCGUGAGGAAGGGAAAGAGAAUGGAAAUAUUAAGAUGAAAUCUUUAACACAUAAGGCUCACAGUGAGUUGACCAUCAGUAGCUCUUCUCCUCUACUGGUCUCUUCAGUUUCUUCACAGAAAGAUGCAAGAUCCAUCAGUAUGGAGGACUUGAAAGACAGCUCAACCCAAAAGGCUGUGGAUGGCAAACUGGUAGAACCUGUUCUGUCAGAAGGGGGUCAACCAGCUGACAGCAAACAUCAAACACCCACAGAAAAAGCACAGAGUCUUUUAGAGAAGAGUGAGAAGGAGACAUGUGAUACAUCAGACCAGAGGUCUCCAGAGAACAAGGAUGAGGACGUCAACCUUAGAACCACAGAGAAAAUGAAGGACACUGGCUCUUCGGAUCUUUCCUCGUUGUCGUCUAGUGCCGACUCUGGCAAGCAGUCACCUGUGUUACAGGAAAAUGUUAAAAAUACCAGCAUACGCAAACUGUGGGGAAAGAUCAAGAGGACAGGCGUACUCUCAGAUGACCUGGAGCCCACUGAGUUCAGGAGAGGAGGGUUCAGGGCCACAGCGGGGCCUCGGCUAACACGGACCCCUGAUUCAGGACGCUCAACUCGUAUGCACAUCCCAUUCUGUAAGUGGAGCACAGAGCAGGUGUGUGGUUGGCUGGAGGACAGUGGAUUGGGUCAGUAUGUCAGUUUAGCCCGUCAGUGGGUGGCUAGUGGGCAAACCCUCCUCUCCGCUACUCCACAGGAGCUUGAGAAGGAGAUUUGUAUUAAACAUCCUCUGCACAGAAAGAAACUGCAACUGGCUCUCCGAGCGUUUAGUAACAAGUCAAUGGACAAAUCUUCGGAACUGGAUCAUAUCUGGGUUACACGCUGGCUUGAUGAUAUUGGCUUGCCACAGUACAAGGACCAGUUCUAUGAGAGCAAGGUUGAUGGUCGAAUGCUACAGUAUUUGACAGUGAACGAUCUUUUGUUCCUGAAAGUUACCAGUCAACUCCAUCAUUUGAGCAUCAAAUGUGCUAUUCAUGUUCUCCACGCCAACAAGUUCAACCCAAACUGCUUGAGACGCAGACCAGGGGAUGAGAAUAAGAUGUCCCCAUCAGAGGUGGUUCAGUGGUCCAAUCAUCGAGUGAUGGAGUGGUUGAGGUCUGUGGAUUUGGCAGAAUAUGCUCCAAACCUGAGAGGCAGCGGAGUCCAUGGGGGCCUGGUUAUUCUGGAGCCUCGCUUUAACUCUGAGACAUUGGCCAUGCUCCUCAACAUUCCUCCACAGAAGACUCUUCUCAGACGCCACCUAGCCUCCAACUUCAGCACACUCAUUGGGUCCCAAGCACAGCAGGAAAAACGGGAGUUUGCCAAUGCCAGUGGGCAUGCACCCCUUACCACCACUGCCAAAGUCAGGCCAAAGAAGCUUGGCUUUACUCACUUCAGACAACUAAGAAAGCUCAGGACAGAUGAAUCAGCAGAUUAUAUCUGCCCCAUGGAAACAGGGACUCCACCGAUUCUGAAUGGGACACCAAAGCGGCCCUAUGCAAGCUUCAGGGGUAUCAGCCCUGUGUUAGACAGAGACUCAGACAGACUGCAGCAGGAGGGGUCUAAGAGUUGAUUCAUUGUCUUCUUCUUUGUGCCAAUGCAACUCAACCAGAAAAGACCAUGCAUGGACACGAAUACUGCUCCAGAAACAUUAACAUUGUAAAAAAAUGGAUUAUUAAGAAUACCAUCUGGAUUCCCUGCAUAUGACUGGCCAAUGGUUGCUUAAAAUGGAAAGAAAUGAAUAAUCUUUGGAAAGUCAAAUGCUAAAAUAUCUAUAAUUGGUAUUUCUUGUUGUAAUCAGCAAUUCCAAAUAUAUGAUUUAACAUUUUUCUUUUCUUCUCUAUUUCUUAUGCUCCUUCAUUGAACUGAUCAAUUAUUAAGUUUUACAAUUUUACUGAUUCCUGAGAAAUGGGACAAAACAUAACUAAACACAUCUAAACACAUUUCUGUAAUAAUAUACAGUUACAAAAAUAUUAAAAAAUAAAAUAAUCUUCUGAAUUGUUUGUGUGGAUAUGCGUUAUAUAUGAUUAUGAACAAAAGUAAUUUACUCGUCAUUUAUAUCCCAUGUUAUCAUAAAGAAACUACUGUAAAAGGA
Molecule: messenger RNA, 3171 nt
Organism: Paramisgurnus dabryanus
Lineage: Eukaryota; Metazoa; Chordata; Actinopteri; Cypriniformes; Cobitidae
Gene: ppfibp2a
Product: PPFIA binding protein 2a
Biological process (GO): neuromuscular junction development
Cellular component (GO): presynaptic active zone
Molecular function (GO): protein binding
Source: RefSeq, a predicted model, not a curated record